This is a messenger RNA of Paramuricea clavata, 17278 nucleotides long. Lineage: Eukaryota; Metazoa; Cnidaria; Anthozoa; Malacalcyonacea; Plexauridae. The record is from the annotation of a GenBank genome assembly.
AAUCCUCGAAGAUUACCGCUAAGUCAGCUUCGGUAAGUGGAAUUUUUACGAUUAUAACAUAUGAACUAUACAAUAUGAACUUGAUCUCUGUAUAGGUUUAACACAUUAACAGGUAGAGCAACGAACGGGAUAGAAUUCUGAACGUCGAGAGUUUAAGUCUCACUAUUACUUAUACAUUAUAAGAACUCACAAGGCACAGUUCAACCUUUUGAAUGCUGGUGGGGCAUUACAACUCUUUUAAGGUCACAUGGAGACCUUUAGAAAUCAAGCAUAUUGUUAAAAUUUCAAUGCCUUUUCAAUUGCAUAUAUGCUGAACCAUAGUGCGUGAAAUAUUGAUGGGAUGCAUAUAUUAGAAAAAGGAGACCUUUAGAAAUUGAAAUAACGUUUAAACAAAAGAUUGUCUGCUCCUGGGAACAAUCUGCCAUGCAUACUGUACGUAAAUAACAUUUGCUGACUGUACGUAAAUAACAUUGUUGUGGGCUUAGCUUGAUUUCUAAAGGUCUCCUUUUUCUAACAUAUGCACCAUCAAUAUUUCACGCACUACGGUUCAGCAUAUGUGCAAUUGAAAAGGCAUUCAAAUUUUAACAAUAUGCUUGAUUUCUAAAGGUCUCCUUUUUUUUGAUACACCCUAUAGAGUGUCAACAAAACUUUAUAAAACUCUGCAAUCAUUAAGACUGAUUUGCAUAUAACUCACAAAAAGACUAUUGAUAUUAGACUAUUUCACAUCUACCGUUUGUCGUGCCAGCGACAACUAACGACCAAAUGGAAAUUAGGCUUAACCGACUGUAGAAGCUACUGUUUUAACCAAAAUUCACCACCUUUUAACCUGUAGUCGCAAUGAGACAUCUUUUGAAAAAUAGCACCUCUUGCGCCACGAGAUUUAACGACAGACCGUUUAACUCAAGAGAUCCCAAAAUAUCAUAUUUCUCAUCUCAAAUGUCCAAAAUGAAAAGUAUGUUCCCAUUUUUUGACAGCUAUUGUAUUUGCUUUGAUAUAAAGCAGACAUAAAUGGCCAAAAAAGAGCAUGGAACAUGGAACAUGGAACUUGACUUAUCUUGCGCGGGUAUAUUAAGCGGUUGAAGAGAUGCUUCCAAUAAUGGGGUGUUUGUAUUCCGAGUAAUGAGUAAUGAGUAAUGAGUAAUGAGUAAUGAAUUUUCGUUCUUGCUUUGGAAAGAUAAACCAUGAAAACAUUGACAGUGAUUCCACUCACUUCUUGCCGUGAAUAAUUAUAAUGCUGGGAUAGUGUCAGCAGUUUAAACUGGUACAAAUAUGGCCUGCAUAAUUUCGCUUAUAGCAUGUCUCAUAUUAACCAGUUUAGACUGUUUAGCUUUCAAAACGUUUUUUCUCUAAGUUGAAUAACAUGUUCGCAAUAGUAGAAUACAAAUAAGCACUAAUAUAGCGGUCGACAAAAAUCCAGAGUGAGCACAAAUUUCGUGCUUUUUCUUCGAUUUAAAGAGUAAUAUCUUGGUUUUAUAAACUGAAAACUUAGUUUUCGACAACGUUUGGACGUCAAUUGCGGAUUUUAUACUGGCUGCAAGACCGCAGAAUCGCAAAUAGCAAAACAAAUAUGUCGGCCGAAAAUUUAUCAUAAAACAACCUUUAUACCACAGCACUUGUAUUCUACAGUAUACUAUUGCGAACAUGUAAUUUUUCAACUUGGAGACGAUCUUUUUUGUGACAUGCUAAAAACGAGUAUGCCAUAAGCGAAAUUAUGGCCAUAUUUGAUCAUACCAUGACAUCGUCACAGCAUUAUAAUUAUUCACGGCAAGGAGUGUGUAGAAUCACUGUCAAUAUUUUCAUGGUUUAUUUUUCCAAAGCAAGUACGAAAAUUCAUUACUCAUUACUCAUUACUCAUUACUCAUUACUCAUUACUCAUUACUCGGAAUACAAACACCCAAAAUAAUGCACUAAAUCGAACACACUUUUGUUCCUUUAUUAUUGACAUUGUGGUCAAGUUUGGGACGAAUCGGAUAAAACGCUCGGCAUGUAGUUAAACUAUUUUUUGUCGAGGAGAUGAGAUUGGGUAAUUUUGCUUUCUCUUCAAACGACAAUUCAAGACUUGGCGAGGUUUCCACUCUUUCUGUCAUUUUCUCCGCCCCCAAUGUUAACCGACUUGUGUCCUCGUGCGGUUUACCAAUCACAUUUAUCUUUAUAGAAUUAUAGUCUAUAGACUACAAAACGCAAACGCAAAUGCAAACGCAAACGCAGGCUACAAAUGUGGUAGCAAUUUCCGCACGCAAUACAAAAGUAUACAAAAUUUGCAAAAUUUGUAAGGCUAUGUUUUCCGCAUUUUACAACAUUUCGCAACCAAACGUUGCAAUUUUACUCCUUUUAGUAUGCUCUUUCCCGGAAUAUACUUUUUUGCCAAGAUAAAAAAUUAGUCUACCAAAAUUAGUCUACAAAAAAUUAGUCUACUAAUUGCUUUGAUUAUACUGUAUCUUGUAGGGUGAAGAUGAACCAAGGUGGCGUAAAACAUGUGUCCAGUAAUAAAAGAUUAUUUCUAAUAUUUGUCUGUCUAUUGAUAGCUCUUUGUUCGUUUCUUUUCAUUCUGAAACUUGAAGGUAAUUCUCUCAAAUAAUGAUACACAGGGUGUAUAAAACGAUAUCCAAAAUUUGUCAUGCUACCAGGGGCGUAGGAACCGGGGGGCAGGGGGGCCAUGCCCCCCCCAAGUUUUGGCAAGUGCCCUUUUUACAGGAGCAAAGUGCCCUUUUUGUGCCUGAAAAAUUUUCAUAAAAUUCGCAGUUUUUGUCCAAACGAAACUUUUGAAAACUGUAAUGUAGGUUUUUUCCCGAAAAAUGUUUUAGUUUCCGAUAAAAAUAUCAUAUAUUUGUUUUUCCGGAAAAAUUUUUAGUAUUUAAGGAAAAUAUGGUAUGUCCGGAAAAAUUUUUUACCCCUAAAAUGGUACACUGACCGAAAUUUUUUUGGCGACGGGGGGGGGGGGGAGGUCGCCAAAAAAAUUUUUGAGAUGCCCUUUUUUUUUUGAAAGUGCCCCUCAAAGCCUGGCCCCCCCCCCAACUUUUCUAAGCUUCCUACGCCCCUGCAUGCUACUGUGUGUUAGGUAUAUUCAUUUCAUAGAUUUACCUUUGGCAUACUUGUAAAGAACAAUACUGUAUAGCUGUCAAAUGUAGCGUUGUGGUAAGAAAUGGUCAAAUACGACCUGAUUCAAAUCAAGCCACGCCAUAUCCAACUUGUUGGCAAGUUGCCGAAUUUCAGGACGAUAACAGGUUGUUGGAACAACUUGUAACAAGUCUGUUGAGCUCGACAAUCUUGUAGCAAGUUGUCAACAAGCCGUUGACAAAUUUGCAACAAAAGCUGGGAACGAGCAGAGCGAACGAUUAAUUAAUGUUGAGAAUACUUGAAUGUGAUAAUAAUCGAAAACAUCACCACGCAUUGAAUUAAUUAAACCAGCGUUUGUUCAAUUCGCUUUUGUUCAAAGAACGAGCGUGAAAACCUUUCAAAACAUUCAACUACGAUUUUGAUUUUUUAUAAAACAAUCCCAAACCCAUCGCCAGUCCGGAAUGUCUAGCUUGGACAGUUAAUUUGAACGUGCAGAAAUUAAUGUAGUAACAUGUCUGAAUAUUUUAGAUAACAUUCCAUGUAUACGAUGUGUUAUGCCAAGUAUCAAUGCAGGUACAGUGCAGUAAUAUUUCGAUAUUUCAACGGACAUUAACACCAAACAGGGCCGUAGCAGCGGGGGGUGGCUGGUGGGCUACAGCCCCCCCCCCCCCAAUAAUUUGCUAAUAAUCAUUCUUUUUUCAAAAUCAUGCAAUCAUAUCAAUUUUAAGAUUUAUUAAUUUUAAGCGACUACAUUAUCCAUAACAAAUUGCAAAGAAUGAAAAGAUAUUACCCAUACUUUUCUGCAACUUAUCUAAUAUAUAGUUAAAGUGCCUAUAUCAUGGUUUUAGAGUUUGCAUAUCUCGAAAGUUUAGGGUAUUUUAAGACACUUAUUUUGCAAUAUAUUUUGUUUUGAAAAAUUUCAUCUUGAUAGAUUUAUUAGCUCUUAAAGUUACCGGACAUGACGUCAAAAGGAGAAUUGCAAAUCAGUUUUCCUUUGUAUCAUUGCAACAAAAUUCUCCUUUUGACAUGUCAUGUCCGGUAACUUUAAGAGCUAAUAAAUCCAUCAAGAUGAAAUUUUUCAAUUACAAAAUAUAUUGCAAAGUGUCUUAAAGUACCCUAACCUUUCGAGAUAUGCAAACUCCAAAACCAUGAUAUAGGCACUUUAAUUAAAUACGCCUUCGCCCAUUUAAUUGACUACCAAAUUGUAAAUUUCGACAUACUAAAACGCUGUUUUCUGACCAUCACAAUCCUGUCAAAUCUUCCCCAAAGUCCAGUAAAUGGCAUUUCAGAGACUCUAAAUUUAAAAAUUUCCUCAAAUCAAGACGAGCUUCCUGCGGCCCUGCCAAAUUAACACAGAAACCACCAGGCGGAAUUUUCCGCGCGGAACGGAAUUUCUCUUUGUCUUUUCUAAUUAUUUCCACCAGAGAAAUCACAAGACAAAGGAAAAUUCCGCUGAGCGCGGAAAAUUCUGCCUUGUGGAAAACGGCCUUAGUGCAGGUGCCCAUGCAAUCUCGUUCCCCGAGCAUGCCCGUUCGCAGGUUAAGGGUGGGCAUAGCUCUGGAGAAAUCGAAUUGAUUCAGGCCUGUGAUUGGCUAACGGCAGAUAGUACGUUGGAUUUCCAACGUGAGUUCUAUAUAAACAAAGUAUUUGGAAUUUCUCGUCGAAAAUUUGAUACUUUUUACACCGAAAUCGAUUGAAAACAACUAGAAAUUCUGGAGGAAAUAUGUACGAAAGCUGCGGAUUGAUAGGAAUACAACUACCUGAAAGGUCGCCAAAAUAAUUUUUCCGGAAAAAUUUUUUUGGUCCUAGUCGGGCAGAAUCCCGAAAAGUCGGCCAGAAUCUCGAAAAGUCGGGCAAUUUUCUUGCCGCCCCCCUAAUUGUUUCCUUCCGGUAUGCCCAUGCUUCGACUUGUGCUGUUAGCGUUUGUAUACAUCGUACUUGACCUUUUAUAUAGGCCUACUGUCAUACCUAACACUAUGUAUACCAUAAAUUCUGACAGAAGAGUUAAAUGUAAAUUUUAAAGCAUAAAAAUAUAUAAUACUUAUUAUUGAGGAGAUUAUAUUCAUCAGCAAAGGUCAAGUACGAUGUAUACAAACACUUUAAUAAACAGCACAGGUCGAAGCGCCUUCGCUCGAAACGUCGAAGUUCUCCUUGUAUUUUUCAAGUAGCUGUAUUUCUAUCCAACCGAAGCUUUCGAACAUAUUCCCCCCAGAAUUUUUAAUUGUUUUCAAUUCAAUUUCAGUGUAAAAUGUAUCAAAUUUUCGACGAGAAAUUCUAAAUACUUUAUUUAUAUUUUGCAACAUUGCCGAGCAUGCGUAGAACUCACGUUGGAAAUUCAACGUGAAUCAAUUCGAUUUCUCCAGAGCUAUGCCCACCCUUAACCUGCGAACGGGCAUGCUCGGGGAACGAGAUUGGUGCCCAUGUACAAAUGCAGUUUCACACUUUUGUAGGUAAUACACAUCCAUCGCCAGUUGCAUCAGAUAUUGUCACGUACCAUAAUCCCAAAGACACUAGAUCUGGUGAAUGUCUGAAGAACUACUUUGAAGAUAUCUUAUUAAUUAUCGUUUAUCAUUUUCCAUUCUACGAAUCCAUUCCAUUACUUAAGUCUUUUUAUCAAGAUGCAUUUAAAAACAUUGUGAUUUGUGGUUCAAAGAACUAUUCCCAUCAUCAUAUAAUGGUGGUUGAUGUUGGCGGUGGAUAUUUCGGUUAUGAAUGUGUUGGCGAGGCUAUACGCAGGUAUACAGUUACUUCAAAAACUCAUUAGGGGCAGACCAUUAGAAAUCCCGGGAGGGGGGGUAUAAAAUUUUUGCGGCACGAAUUUUUUUUUCAGUCUCAUGUGUCUGCAGGAAUUUUUUUUAAUGCACUUAACCUCUGCACGAAUUUUUUUUUCAAGACUACUUGUACUUUGCUCAUGGCGACCUCCCCCCCCCGUCGCCAAAAAAAAUUUCGGUCAGUGUACCAUUUUAGGGGUCAAAAAUUUUUUCCGGACAUACCACAUACCAAAAGUUACCACAAAAUUGACAGAAUUUGUCAAUUUUUUUUUUUAAUAAACUAAAAUUGCCCGACUGUUCAGCGAAUAUUGCCCGACUGCCAACUGCCCAGUACACCCAUGACUUUGCUGUUUGCUUGCACGAAUUUUUUUUCUCUGACGUAAUGGCUGCACGAAUUUUUUUUCCAGGCAUUUUUCUUUGCACGAAUUUUUUUGGGGGAAUUUUCACCCCCCUCCCGGGAUUUCUAAUGGUCCGCCCCUUAAGAGGCAAUUUUUUUCAAUGUCACGUAUUUGCAAUGAAAAGUGUUCAAAACCUAAAAUCUUUUUGGCGUUCCUCUCAAAAUUAAUUUGUUUUAGCUUUAUAGAGUUAGUUACCUUUUUAAAUGCGUUUUCCGGUUGAAAAACAUAAAAUAAUAGUCAAAAAUUGUCAAUUAAAAUACAAUUAUCAAUGAUGCUUUAAAAUUGACGCCAUAUUUACAGCCAUACAAGCAAAACUUACUGAACUUCAAACAUCAUUUUCUCUUUGGCAUAUCAUCUAAAAUCUCUUCAUUUUAGCAUCAUUUUACAGAUAAAGCACUAAACAUACUUUUUAAGUUUGUUUGCCGACCGAGAAACGUAUCGAAAAAUAAAAAUGUCGAAUUUAGUCAUAACCUCAAGUGGUAUAUUAUACGCAUUAGUUUUGAGCGCGUGUUACGUAACAUACAAAAAAAUCUCCUCUUAAUAAUUUGUAUAGGUAAUCAUGCGAUGGCGAGUACAAUUAGGGAUUAAUAGUACGAGUAAUGUUUGGAAAUUUUGCCAAAAGUGGACGAGCCGCCGUUACUACUUGUUUAUUAUUAGCUUGACAAAAUUGGAUACUUCUCAAUGUCAACAUCAUAUUCACUCCCCAAUGCCCAGUCCUGCCAGACUUUCAACCAAAAUUUGGUGCUUUUGUUCGUAUUUUUAUUUAAUUCUUUUGUUAAUUAAAGAAAAAUUUGGUGCAUUUGUUCGUAUUUUCAUCUGGUUCCUCAAGGGCAAUUUCAUUUCACAUUUAUGUUCAAAAUACCUUUCCGCCAUUUUGUUUGUUUUUGGAAAAUCAUUUGAAAACUCCUCUCAACCAAUCAGCAUCCAGCAAUUUUGUCAUGCUAAUAAUAAAUGAGGAAAACACGAAGAAAAAUCAUAAGCGUGUCGUAUCUUUAUAUGUGAUUAAAGGAAUACCGAAUGGUUUUCCUUGCAGGAUUGCGUGAUCCAUGCACGAGGGAUGUCGCGAGACUUUCGGAAAGCGUAAAAACACUCGAGCCGCAGGCGAGUGUAUUUUUACGCUUUCCGAAAGUCGAGCAACAUCUCAAGGGCAUGGAUCACGCUAUCCUGCUUGGAAAACCAUUUGGUAAUUGUUUUAUAAAAUAACUACAAUGAAACAUUGACAUUUUGAGAAUCCCUCGAAAAUCCUGCGAAGGCAUUUUAUUUCCUCGUGCAGGACAGCCUGAUCCUGCACGGCUGUUGACCAAUCAAAUUGCGUGUUUCACUGUAGUUAUUAUAUAAAGAGAUUUCGCUUGAUUUACGUAAAUUUUAACUUUGAUUUUCUCGAUUUACACAACGUAUUUUUUGAGAAUUACUUCACCAAUGAACUUAUUAGAUCGAUUGUUUUUGAAGCAAUUUAAAACAUCCGCAGUGCGUAUUUUGUCAGACCUAAAGAUACUCGGCUUCGCCUCGUAUCUUUAUAUCUGAUGUUUUAAAUAGUACUUAAAAAGUCAUUUAAUAACAUUAUGGGUAAUUCCAUGCAUGGGGACUGGUGUAAUAACUAAUAUAUUUUUUCUGUCACAUUUUUGCAUGAGGAUCAAAUAAUGGUAAGCUAAUGAUCCACCCUGUGCCUUUCAUUAGGAGAAACACAGUUAGGAACGUACUAUAUCAAUUGUCGUAAAGAUAAAUAGUCUAAAUAGUCUAGGCUAAGUAAGUAACACGAGCGAAAUACUUGAUGUAAUCAUGGAUAAUAAAAUAAAUGGAUUGGAAAGUUCUGACGUCAUUGACUGCAUCCUUGUUGAAAAACGUGACGUCACGCGUAUUGCGAAUGUUACCAAAGUUCUCGGCAUAUUUGUUGUUUUGCUAUAUUUUUCCACUUUAAAAGGGUGAUCUUGAAGCGUAAACUGGUCUUAUUGUUUUAAAAACAUGCCUAAGCCACGACAAAGUAUUCAAGGUAAAUGUUUUUCGUCUUUUUUUGUAUUUUUUUACAUUUGUAGCUACGAAAUUGGCGUCACAAAUUUUAACGAAAUUUGCGAUGUAUUUUUCACUGCGGUUUAGUGCUUGAAAUAUUUGCUAAAAUUGACUGGGAAUACUUAGAGCUUUCAUCGUAGAAUGGCGUGGUUACAUUUAUUUGCUCUUUCACUAAAAUGUUUUAGCUGUAUUAUUGCUAAACAUGCCGCUUUUGAGAAUUUGAUUUUCAACUAGGUUGAGGCAUCCAACCACGCCAUCAAUCCAAGUAAAACAUUAGGUCACGUCAGCUAGUUUCCUAUCCAUUUAUUUUGUUAUCUAUAAUGUAAUCGGUCACUGCAAAGCCCCAAUGGGGAGUGUGAUGAAUGAUAAUGCAAUCCAAUGCAAUGCAAUGUAAUGUAAUGCAUGGAUAUACAGUGUGUAUCAAAAUAAUUCGAAUCCAAAUUUGGCGUGUAAUAACGCAGAAUUUAUUUGACAAAUUCGGUUGGUUUUUACACCAUUGUUAAGUUCAUUUAUUUACCUUUCAAAUGACAUGCUGUACGCGUCAUUUAGUUGGAAAAUAAAGGAGUAUUGCUUUGACAAAAAAAAUGAAAAUCAUAAUUUUCCGCCGAUGGGAAUUGGACAUUUUUUCUUUCAAAGUUAGUCCCACAAGGCUUUGAAAUGCUAAUCAUCACUGAAAACUAAAAUGCAAAUUUAACGCGAAUUUCUUCUCGUUCAACAUGUUGAAGGCAUAGGAGCUUAAAUCUCUUUAAAUGAACACGAAUUUAUGUAAAUUUUGCUACAUAACAGUUUGUUGAUUUAUUAAAUUUGCAUUAUCUUUUGUUUGUACGUCUCACUUCGAAUUCCGAUCGGCGGAAAAAUUUGAUUUCGAGCAACCAGUUUUAACACACGAUUUCUUGGUCAUUUUUGAUCUUAUUAAUAAAAGAACGAUAUAAUCGGAAACCUAAUAGGCUAUUCUUUAUUGCCAUAUAAAAAUUAUAUGGUUUACUUUAGUAUUUUAUAAACAGCAGUCUAUCAAAUUUGGAUUCGAAUUAUUUUGAUACACACUGUAGAGGGUUAAGUACUGAGAUUUUGAAUAUAGAAAUUGAGCCCAAACUUUGUUUCCCAGGCUUGGUGAACUUAUCUUCGGAAAUAACCGGAAGAAAGAAGAUGAAUUAAAAACAUUACGUAGGCGUCAUGAUGACAUCCCCCUCUUUCCGAUAUCAGAGUCAAGACUGGAGCCGAGUUUAAGCAUGUUGUCGAAAGAUCCACUCAAAUCUUCGUCAAGACGUCGGGACCGAAAUAAUCCGAAGACAAGCACCUUCGUGAAUAGUGUACUGGAUGAAAGUACCAUCGAGAGUUUGAUCGAUAAAAUGAAGUCAGGAAUGGAGGUACACACGUAAAAACGCACAAGUUGUUGCAAGUCUGCAAACACGUUGUUACAAAUCUGUUCACAAGCUGUCGACAAGUUGUGUUCGCACUGCUUGUUCCUAGUUGUUGUAACAAGUUUGGUACAGGCUAUUAAGAACUUGUAACAAGCUUGAUGACAUUAUCAGACUUGUCACAAUGUUGUUCUAACAAGUCUGAUACAAUCAUGAUAUAACAAGAAUGUUACAACGUUGACCACACAAGGUUGUAACAAUAUUGUUAAUAUCAUAUACAAAUUGCCGUAGCGAUAGUUGAUCGGAUUUCAGUUGGAACAACCUUGCAACAAAUCUGAUAAUAUCAACAACCUUGUUACAAGUUGUUUGAAUAGCUUGUUGGAACAACCUUCCAACAAAUCUGAUAAUAUCAACAAGCUUGUUACAAGUUGUUUGAACAGCUUGUUGGAACAACCUUGCAACAAAUCUGAUAAUAUCAACAAACUUGUUACAAGUUGUUUGAACAGUUUGUUGGAACAACCUUGCAACAAAUCUGAUAAUAUCAACAAGCUUGUUACAAGUUGUUUGAACAGCUUGUUGGAACAACUUUGCAACAAAUCUGAUAAUAUCAACAAACUUGUUACAAGUUGUUUGAACAGUUUGUUGGAACAACCUUGCAACAAAUCUGAUAAUAUCAACAAGCUUGUUACAAGUUGUUUGAACAGCUUGUUGGAACAAACUUGCAACAAAUCUGAUAAUAUCAACAAGCUUGUUACAAAUUGUUUGAACAGCUUGUUGGAACCUUGCAACAAAUCUGAUAAGCUGGUUACAAGUUGUUUGAACAGCUUGUUACAAACUUGUUGACAACUUGCGACAAGCAGUGCGAACACAACACUUGUUGGCAGACUUGCUACAAAGUACAAGAUGUGCAGAGAUAUUUGCGUGUGUAGGAGAUCCAGGCAAAUGGUCAAAAUCUACUACACACACUUAGAUUAAACUUCGCACUACACGUUCAAGACUUACUUUUAAAAACAAUUGUAUUAAUGGUAUAGUACUGCGUUAAUAUGUAAGCGGUAUAAGCCACCGUUAGGUGUGCUAUUUUCUCACGUCAGUUGUUCAGAAAACGUUGAACUAUGCUUCAUGCACAAUUCUGUGAAAAUAUGUGGAAUAGAGCCAUUGCACUGACGUCACAAAUCCUUAGAUUGUCCUCCAGAUGCUCCCUAACAAUAUCUGUUCGGGUACAAAAACCACAUACAGCGAAAAAUUAACCAUUCUAAUACAAAAUUAUCAUAAAGUCUUACAAAAUUUGCUUUGUUUACAAAAGUUAUAUUAUGCAUAGAUUGCUAAUUUGUCCUCCAGAUGCAUCGUCACCGGCGCUGUGACGUCAUGUGCAAUGGGUCUAUUACUGCCAUUUUCUUUCAAUAUUACUGAGUUUCAAACAGUUUUUCCAGUUGUUCGGUUUCUUGCCUAAAACAACAUCAGUCCAAUCAAAAAACAUUGGUUUUUCCGGUGUAUCUAUUAACCGCCUCAUCCAACGAAUCCAAAGACUGAAACAGGUUCGCAGCGGUCUUUGAAAUCCUUGAAAAUCUUUAAAUUUGAAUGCAUGCAGGUCUUUAAGGUCUUUGAAAAGUCUUUGAAUCGUGUGAAAAAUCGCAGAAAGUCUUUAAUUAGAAAUCUUUAACUUCUUAAGUGAGGAAUUGAUCAUACGAUUUCCUAGCUAAUAAUUAAAAUAGAUUGAAGCAAGAUUUUCGCAAAUAUCGACGAAAAGGCGCAUUUUACUGUAAGAUGUGAUUUGACGGGACUAAUUGCUGGCUAAAAAUUGUGCUUACACUCCCAAUUUUUUGACAGCUGCAGAUUGCUCCCAAAGGUCUUUGAAAAGUCUUUGAAAAUAGGCAGGAAAAAAUCUUUGAAAGUCUUGGUCUUGGAGACUACGAACCCUUUGAAAAACUCACACCCUGAUUAAGGCACUAAUACUAGAAUAUUUUCAGAUAAAAGAUGCAAAGGCGUCAGAAAUAAUGGAUGUUUAUGAAGCUAAACUCACUUCACUACAGGUAUGGAAUAUUACAGCGUACAGAAUGACACUUUUAGAGUUGAUUCAACUCCUUAAAAUUUACAGUAUACACAGUUAUUCACUAUUCCUGAUAUGCACUGAUCCUUUAAGAUCUUAAAACUGAAUCAUUUUUCCUCCUUCAGACGAAAGAAAGCCAUCUCCAAGAUCUACUUGAAGCGAAGACAUUGGCUCUUGCCCAAUCAGAUCGCAUGAUUUCACAAUAUCGAUGUAGAAGGGCCCAAUCAGAAGCAGAGGUUGGUACACGGCUUUUGCCAUGCACCUACAUGCAUAAAAUAUGCAUGGUAACUUGCCGUCUGUUUUGCGAAACAAAACCGAUGUUUACGGCAUAGUGAAAAAUUCAGUUACAAGUACAACAUAUUGAAAUUUUUGGUAUAUAAUUUUGCUUGAAAAACUCGUACUGAAAAACUCUGGUUUCAAUGCAGGUGUAGAGUUAAGUUGGAAAAUAUUGUAAAAACUAACCGUAGUACAAAUACAAAGUAUGCCGAAUGGACAAUCACUUCAAUCUGGUAAUUAUUCCACUAAUACUUGGGCGAACUUAUACGGUUUCGUCGUUUCGACAAGUUGCAAACGAACCCAAUUUUGAUUUCAUCGGGACAAUGAUUACCAAACGACUUUCUUCUUUGUAGCAGCCCCAUGCAGCACCGAAAGAAAACUGUUUUGCUUGUGUAUUUUAGUGUACGAAGUUACGACAUAUGUUACAAGAAACAGAAAAACGUUGCGAAGCUCAAAACGAACAGGUAUUCUCUACAAACCAUGAAUGUGGGUUUUUAUAUUUUCCCUUGCUCUGGAGAUCAGCCCUUGCUCUGAAGAUCAGCCUUUGCUGUGGAGAUCAGCCCUUGCUCUGAAGAUCUGCCUUUGCUCUGAAGAUCUGUCCUUGUUCUGAAGAUCAGCCCUUGCUUUGGAGAUCAGUCCUCAGAACACAGAUUUGUUUAUCGUGAACUACAUGCAGUAUAUCGUUAUAUAUAUUUGAAGUCUAUUGAUUUGUUGUUUCUCAUGCAGAUUCAUGGUUUUGCUGAGUCUGAAACAGCAUCAUGCCAACAGGUAUAUAGUAUUGUAGGGCCUGUAAGCAUGCAUUACUAAAUUCUAGUAGAGUUUUACAGGUUAAAUUUAAUGACAACCACGGAUCUACCUUUAGUUAACUCUUCUGGCUGUUAUUUGCAAAAAGUGCAAAGUCGCUAUACAAAAUAAUAUGCAUAAAUGAAACUGCUGACUGUUAGAUAUAUAGCUAGACGGUUAGUUUUCAAAGCGUACUCCAACUUCAAAAAUUUGUAUCUCGCCCAAUAUUUCAUAAAAGUUCAAGUGUUUAUAUAUAUGGUAUUUGUUAUUUGUUUAGCAUCUGGUAUUUGUUAUUUAUACUGAUACAUAUGCAUUUCCAUGUUUAGAUAGAGAAACUCAAAAUUCAAAUCAAGAAUCUUCAAAUGACCGCUCGUGAACACGAACAGCUCAAAAUAGCAUCUGCUGAGCAAACAACGAGGUACUGAUGCAUGAAUGAGGCCUUUUUUAUCGUCGAUUUCAAGUCAAUUGCCAAUUACGUUUCCAAGUUCAAAAAUUGGGCGUGAAUUUCGUAACAAGGUUCGCAAGUACAUUUCAUUGUUUGAACUAUUGCAAACAAAUGUUCAUAGCUCAAGUUGAAAUUAACAAUUCAAUGGAAGGCUCUUGGUCCAUGAUGUGAUGACAGUUGCUGAACCCAUAAGUGCAUAAAAGCUUAACAAAAGUAAAUUUUAUGAAUAAAGAAACUGUUUAAGAAGUUGCUUUAAAUUCCCAAGAGCGGAAAAUCGUGAGCUUACAAAGAUAUUUUAAUUUCUUCAAUACUCACAAUAUAUGCAUCCUGUCGAUCAUAUUUUACGCAUAUUUGUUUCAUUUUGGUGCUGAGGCGUUCGGAUUCUAGCAGUGCGUUGUUUCAGUGGUUUUGGUUUUUUUGGGACAUCCUGUACAGUAUACUGUGACUUUAAUUAAAAUGUCUAUGUUAGGAAGAGGAGGGGCACCAUGCAAUGGACUUUACGUCCAGUUUGUGCCUUGUCCGUUUGAGUACAACACUUUUUAAUUGCAUGUUUAGAUGAAUAUUUGUUGAAUUAAUUUAUACUUAAUAAAGUAUUUAACAAACAAACUGGAUCAUCCUAUUUAUAUAUUAUCUAGAUUAGAGACGUUAAAAGAAGCGCUGACAGCCGCACAGAAGGAGCAUGAGUCCCAGUCUGAAUUGAAUGAAAUGCUUCGACGUCAUAAAGACAAUCUGAAGAAUCAACAUGACUGGUAAGUAAAUAUGAUAUCUCCUCUUUUGUCACCUUUUCUUCUAAUCGCUCAAUGAAUGAAUGCAUGAAUGAACAACUUUAUUUAAAGAGGGUAAAAACACAUGACAGCAAUAUAACUGAAACUUGGAAAAACUAUACUGCUUUAAAUACCGUUCUUUCAACUUAAGCUCAUAAUCUUAACCUAUUUAUUUUUUAUAUACAGUAGUUAUGUAAAUAGUGUUCUAGUCCUUGUAUGAAUUUUUUCUGUGUUGGUGUUGUGUACUCAGGUGAAUAAUAUGUUUGCGAUGUUACUCUGAGUGCAUAUCCACACCGGGCGAGCUUGAAAAAUAUGCCCGGCCACGGUGGGAUUCGAACCUACGACCUUUGGAAUACUAGCCCAAUGCUCUUCCAACUGAGCUAUGCGGUCAGGACGGUUCGAGUAAGUAAUAUUUCGGAACAGUAUCUAGUUCCUUCAAUGCCAAUGUGUUCUAGUAAUAUGAAUUUUUUCUGUGUUGGUGUUACAUGAGACAUUGGAAACUCGCCCGUUUUUCCAUAUUACUAUUCAUAUUACUAUUCAUAAAUUCAUAUUACUAGAACACAUUGGUAUUGAAGGAACUAGAUACUGUUCCGAAAUAUCACUUACUCGAACCGUCCUGACCGCGUAGCUCAGUUGGAAGAGCAUUGGGCUAGUAUUCCAAAGGUCGUAGGUUCGAAUCCCACCGUGGCCGGGCAUAUUUUUCAAGCUCGCCCGGUGUGGAUAUGCACUCAGAGUAACAUCGCAAACAUAGUCCUUGUAUGUGUACUUGUUGUUUUGUGUCAGGUUGGUCUUCACAUGGGACUCGUAUCUAGGCAUGUUGACCAUAUCUUCAAUCAUUGUUAUAUAUUUUAUAUAGCUGCACUUUUGUAUGGUUGUAAAGCUAAUAAAUAAAUAUCACAACUUAUUAAAUAUCAACCUUUUCUCUUAUGAAAUCUUGUCUGAUCAAAAUGAGUUUUAUUUUCAGAAGUUUUGAAAUGAAUAGUAAUAAUAAUACACAAACCAAAACAGCCAGUUAAUCGUUAAUCAUUCUUUGAACAACCGGAUAUGUUACUGUGUAUGUUUUGUUUUUACAGUGCAAUCCGUCAACUUCAUCAACUCGAAGAGGAAAGAAAGAAAAUCAUGCAACAAUUACAACAGAAAGAUCUGAAAAUCAACGGUACGGUUUUCCUAUUAACCGCAAUCCGCUUAUACACCCCGGAACAAUUUCAGGCUUCAUACUAUAGAUGUUUUUGAAAGAAAAACAGGUCUUGUAUGAUGAAGUGGAUAAUUUUUCUGCCUUUUGGGACAAAGUUUUAAAAUUCUGAGUGAAGAUUUUCUGUUUUCUAUACAUUCAUUCCUUCGGACUUACCUAUAAAUAACAACCGAUCCACUAAUUUUUCUAUCAUUGAUUCUUAGAAUAUUCCGAAACUCUCCGAGCACAGGCAGAAGAUUUACAAAACAAGGAGAAUGAAAUAAGCCAACUGGGGAAAUCGUUCACUCUUACCAAAGCUGAACUCGAUAAAAAAGAGCAAGCAAGAAAGGAACUGGCGCAUAAGGUUGGUGGUGGCUAUUACCUUAGCUUUGGAGGCGUUCAUUUACUCAACCAUGCAAGACGUCCUGGUCAAAUUAAACAAACUAUAGUAGGAAGAGGUUUACUGUCGAUGCAAUGGAAGUGUUGAUAAAAUAUUGCACCAAUUCCUUUCCUCAAGUUGAUCAAUUCAUUUGAUAGAAAAUUGAUCAACUUCCUGUUACUUUUAGAUGAGCCAAUUAGAUUUCGUUUCAGAACCUAUUGACCAAUAGGAAGCGCACAGGAAGUAAAAAGAAAUUUGAAUUCGUAUGAAUUGAUCAACUUGAGGAAAUGAAUUCAUGCAAUAUUUUAUCAACACUUCCAUUGCAUCGACAGUGAAAUAACCAAGGAAUUUGCAUAGGUACAGUAACUAGUAUGGUUUCCAGUGGAAUUUGGGAAAAAAUAUGCACGAGUGAGUUUUUGAAAGACUAUCAAAAUUACACGAGUCCGAAGGGCGAGUGCAAUUUGACAUCUUUGAGAAACUCACAAGUGUACAGUAUGUUUUUUCAAAUUGCACGAGAAACCAUACUAUUAUCUUAUUAAUAAUAAUAUACAUGAAAAAAUCAUGCAGUCACGUGCGCAAGUCACAUUUAGAAAUUAAGAAAAAUAAGAAAUUUGAAAAAUAAAAAAUUAAGAAAUUUGCACUGUAUUUCAUUUUUUUGGUUUCUAAAGCAGUAGCGAAGUUUGAGCCGCCAUUUUGUUUUUCUCUACUAGCAGGAUGAGCUAAUAUCCUGCUGGUAGAAAACCAUCAGAUUGCAGAAUACCUCAUAUCCAGACCUUGUGUAAAUAAUAAGACUUGAUAUUUGCUGUGUUGAUGUAGUGUACUCAGGUGAAUAUAUAAGAUGCUUGUGAUGUUACUCUGAGUGUAUAUCCACACCGGGCAGGCUUAAAAAAUUUGCCUGGCCACGGUGGAAUAUAUACCUGACCGCGUAGCUCAGUUGGCAGAGCAUUGGGCUAGUAUUCCAAAGGUCGUAGGUUCGAUUCCCACAGUGGCCAGGCCAUAUUUUUCAAGCCUGCCCGGUGUGGAUAUACACUCAGAGUAACAUCACAAGCAUGAUAGGACUUGGCGAGCUUGAAAAAUAUGCCCGGCCAUGGUGGGAAUCGAACCUACGACCUUUGGAAUACUAGCCCAAUGUUCUGCCAACUGAGCUACGUGGUCAGGUCGGUUCGAAUGAGCGAUAUUUCGAAACAGAAUCUAGUUCCUUCGAUACCAAUAUAAUCUUGUAAUAGGAUUUUUUUCUGUGCUGGUGUUGUGUACUCAGGUGAAUAUGAUAUGUUUGUGAUGUUACUCUGAGUGUAUAUCCACACCCGGCGAGCUUGAGCCCGGUGUGGAUAUACACUCAGAGUAACAUCACAAACAUAUCAUAUUCACCUGAGUACACAACACCAGCACGGAAAAAAAAAUCAUAAUAAGACUUGUUAAUAACUCUUGUACUUGUUAGCAACUCUUGUAUGUUUUUUCGUCCAGGUUGGAUCUCUGGAGUUGGUAUGCGGUCAACGUGAGAAAGUAGUGAAAGAAAGAGAACUGCAGUUGAAAGAUCUACAAGAACAUCUUGAUAAGUAUGCUCAAAUGUCCGCCAUGAUUCACAGUCUCACCGGUGGUACUGUUCCAAUAGUUAAUAACGAAGAAAAACCUGGCACGAUAAGUAAGAAAAAAUAAUUUCCAUAUUACUGUAUGCUAGCCUUACUGCGGCUAGUUCAAAGACUCAUCUACUGGAUUUGGUGGAUAAUCCAAGUCUCAGGUGCAUCUCGAAAAAUUAGGAUAUUAUCUCGCCAUUUAAACCAGUCUGCGCACGUUUGUAUUGUAUAGUAUAUAAUGUUAAGAC